Molecule: messenger RNA, 748 nt
Organism: Elaeis guineensis (African oil palm)
Lineage: Eukaryota; Viridiplantae; Streptophyta; Magnoliopsida; Arecales; Arecaceae
Product: transcription factor ILI5
Biological process (GO): regulation of growth; regulation of DNA-templated transcription
Molecular function (GO): protein dimerization activity
Source: RefSeq, a predicted model, not a curated record
AUACUAUAUCGAUCAUAGUACGGCCCGGGGAAAAAUUCCACGAAUUAUGAAUAUUCCCGUGUUCUUCAAGACUCCGGAGAAGAAAUUUAUUGCCAAGGUUAGUAAUGCAAGAAAGCGGUGAGUACGGCGGGAUUAGCAAGGUGGGCCCAUCGCGGAAAACGGGAAGGGAAUUGUAGGCCUGUGAAACUUUCUCAUCAAUAUGUUCUCAUUAGCUUGCCUUUUUACAGGCCUCUUCCCAUCUUUUUUCUCUCUCUCCAGCCUCCCCUCCCCCACGCUAUAAAGUUGCCUUCCUUUCUCUCCCUUUCCGUCUCUCUCUCAUCCCCACCCCACCCUUCCUUUCUUAUUCCGGCUUCGCCCUCGUUCUCCAUCCAGACCCCUCAAGGAUGUCCAGCAGAAGGUCCAGGAUCACAGAGGAGGAGAUCAAUGAGCUCAUCUCCAAGCUCCAGUCCAUACUCCCUGAGACCCGCCGACGAGGCACUAGCAGGCAGGCUUCGGCGUCGAAGCUACUGAAGGAGACGUGCAACUACAUCAAGAGCCUCCACCGGGAGGUCGACGACCUCAGCGACCGCCUCUCCGAUCUCUUGGCCACCAUGGACACCAACAGCCCCCAUGCAGAGAUUGUCCGGAGUCUUCUUCAGUCUUAAAUAUGAGAGUUAGUCUUACCAUUACUAUAUUCUAAUUCUAAUGUAGAACUAUUUAUAAGCUUAGGGCCAGACCAGGAGCAGCAUUAGCUUCUUCUUUUUUUUUU